AGUUUAUUUCACAAACGAACGUACCUUAUUUUAUUGUUGGUACCACUGCAUGUCAAAAAAAGUGCGGGUACAACAAAAAAGCCACCAUCAAAAUCCAACAAAUUUUUAAACAAUUUAAUUUUUAUAAAUAAAAUAUUACUCUUUUAUUAAUUAAUUUCCAUCUAAAAGUUAAGUCUUAAUAAAACAAAAAACAUGUCUUUCAUGAAUCCAGUUGAUAUGGUAGAAGAAGAUGCUGCAGAUCUUCAAUUUCCCAAAGACCAAAACGACUUAGAAGAUAACGAAAAUGAUUAUAUUAAACUCGAACCAAGUGCUUCCACAAAGCACACAGUAAAAUAUUACAAACAACGAACCUCAUCCAUUCACAAUGAUCUCGACAUCUCUCACGAUCUUUGUCAAACUUGCAAACAAAUUCUAGAGAUUCCCCAUAUCAAAUGCCCCGAAUGUGAUAUAAAUUUAUGCCUUAAUUGCUUUGCACGUGGCAAAGAAAUCGCCCGUCAUCGCAACACUCAUUCGUACAUAAUAAUUCAUGACAAUAUUCAAGUAUUUCCAUGGUCCGAUUGGACUGCCUUCGAAGAGAAACUCUUUUUGCGUUCGUUGCAAAUGUUAGGCUAUGGGAAUUGGGAUGACAUUGCCAAGGCAAUGCGUACACGCACUCCUGACGAAUGUCGACAUCAUUAUCAUGAAUGUUAUUUCGAUGGUAUUUUUCGUAAAUUACUCGGAUUGAGCAAUGAGUUUUACUUUCCCGAACGAACUCCUUAUUUGUAUAAAUUAAAAAGCGUAGACCCGCCAAGACACGAAGCUGACGAUACGAUAAAUGCUAAGAUAAUGGCUGGGUAUCGUUGUGCACGGGGGGACUUUGAUACGCCAUAUGAUAAUUCGGCUGAAAGUUUGAUAAGUAAUUUGGAAGACUUGAGCCAAUGGCCAAGUGAGUAUAAGAGGUUUGGUGAAGAAUUGCAUUGUGGUAUUGUCAAGGCGUACAAUCAUCGUCUAGCCGAACGCCAACGUAGAUGUAGAAUUAUGCGUGAUAAUGGUCUAAUUGUUGCAAGUCGAACAUUAGGGUGGAUUGCUAAGUAUUCGGAAGCACUUGAAUCACAAAACAACGCUGGAAGAUUUUUGGCAUUUAUGCAGAUUACAAAUGGAAUGAAAUUUGAUAUGCUUGUGGAAGCAAUGAGUCAUUUUACUGAAUUGCGUAAAUAUGUUUACAGGCUUUAUGAACUACGCAAAAAUGGUGUUCGCUCUCUCCAUGGUGGUUUAAUAUACUUCAAACAGUUAAAGAGGCGACAUCAAGACGCGAGAAACAGAAAAAGUGAACGUCUGAAAAACGAUUGGAAAAUUCUUAUCCCAGAUCCAAAUAAUCCUAUAACUGGAUCAUACAUAGUUCCAAAUAUAUUUUCACCAAAUCCAAGAAAAAAAGCUGCUCCAAUAGACAUUAUAGGACUACCGGGCUACGCAAAACUUACACAAAGCGAACGUGAUCUUUGCAGUGUUGCUCGUAUUAUACCUUCAUCAUUUUUAAAUUAUAAAACUUUAUUAGUUGCAGAAAAUGCAAAAAUCGGAUAUCUUAGAUUAGCAGAUGCUAGAAGAUUGAUUAAAAUUGAUGUCAAUAAAACACGACAAAUUUAUGACUUUUUACUAGAAGAAGGACAUAUAAAUAAACCCACAUGAAUUAAACACAAGAUUGUUUUUUUUUCUUCAAUUUUUCAAAUAUUUUUUUUUUAAACCCAGAAAGAAGUUAUCGUGCCAUUGAGAGGUAUCCUUUGAGCAA
This is a messenger RNA of Episyrphus balteatus (marmalade hoverfly), 1765 nucleotides long. RefSeq names its product transcriptional adapter 2A (gene Ada2a). Lineage: Eukaryota; Metazoa; Arthropoda; Insecta; Diptera; Syrphidae. Gene Ontology annotation, molecular function: transcription coactivator activity; protein binding; chromatin binding. Gene Ontology annotation, cellular component: SAGA-type complex; nucleus. The record is from RefSeq and is a predicted model, not a curated record. Gene Ontology annotation, biological process: chromatin remodeling; regulation of transcription by RNA polymerase II. The transcript has 5 exons. Bases 193 to 1665 code for a protein of 490 amino acids.